Molecule: messenger RNA, 990 nt
Organism: Colletotrichum phormii
Lineage: Eukaryota; Fungi; Ascomycota; Sordariomycetes; Glomerellales; Glomerellaceae
Product: dihydrodipicolinate synthase
Exons: 1
Molecular function (GO): 4-hydroxy-tetrahydrodipicolinate synthase activity
Source: RefSeq, a predicted model, not a curated record
GGGGCACCCAAAGCAACGCAUCCUCGCCUCCCUGGCGGAAUAUACCCCCCCACUCUCGCCUUCUUUACAGAAUCCGAGGAUAUCGACACAAGAACCCUCGAGACUCAUCUCACCAGAAUCAUCAAAGCAGGAGUAGCAGGCAUCGUCAUUCAUAGCUCCAUCGGCGAAGCAGAGCACCUGACAAGAGAAGAACGAAACACCAUGAUCAGGUGCGCUGCCGACACCAUCCACCGAGAAUGUCACACCGAUUUCAGUAGUCACAACCCUCCAUUGAUCGCCGCGUGUGGAGCCCAGUCGACGCGCGGAGCACUUCAACUCUGCAAGGACGCAGCUGAGAGCGGCGCGUAUCACGCAUUGGUACUACCUCCAAGCUACUAUGCCUCUUCCCUCGACGACGAUGAUAUCAUUAUCCAGCACUUCUACGACGUCGCGGACAAGUCUCCUAUCCCGCUUGUCAUUCAAAACCCCCCGAUGGUGGCAGCGGGACUGAAACCCACAGCUCUUACUUCGGACGCCCUUCGCCGCAUCGCGAAGCACCCCAACGUCGUCGUCGUCACUCUCGAGGACGACAACUUACCAUAUACAUGUACAAUCGCGCGGGCGGCAUACGACUUGCCUAAAGGGUUCUUUGUCGCCAGCAGUAGCGCCAGAUACAUCCUGCAGCACCAGGUAUUCGAGGCGAAGGCGGACGGAAGUAACGGAAGUACCGUGGAGCUCGCUAACCUCGCGCCUUAUACGUGUGUGCGCGUGAGAGAGCUCUCUUGCCGGAGGGAGUUUAGUGAGGCGGCACGUCUGGAGGAAGACAUCGCGACAGCGGACUUAUUCGGUUCUGUCAAGGGGAUCGUGAGUAUGAAGGCGGCAAUCAGAUACUGGACAGGUUAUGGAGGCGUGCCGAGGAAGCCCUACGCCGAGCUGUCGCCCAAGGAGCUGCAGAGUGUGGAAGAGUGGAUAGGUGGGCUGAACCAGGCAGAGAGAGUGUUGGAUCUCUGA